AUGCCUCAAGUAUUCUCAUCCUGGCAGGAAAAGCUCCAGCACGAGUGCAGCAGCUUCAGGGACAACUUGGAUACCCAAGCCCAUAUUCUCCGGCGCGACCCAGAUGGUCGAGGGAAAGAGCGCCAUGUGGGUGUCUCUCGGGCGGUAGUAAAACUGUCCGCUCAGGCGGAUCGAAUCAUAGACAUUGCACUCCGUAUGGUUGCUGAGGCUCCAGACAGCGAUAUCAUUCGUCGCAAUACUACCUUUUGGUGCCGUGAAGAGAACGGUCGCUAUAAGUUCGAGAAUGUGUUCUUUAGCAUGGAGCACGACUUGAUUCAUGUGGUAUUAGAUCUGAAGAAGGCGCCGUGUCAUUGCAAAUGUAAUGAUAUGGGUGGACGUCUUGACAGAAUCGCAAGGAAGGUUGCAUUCAACCUCAACGUUUAG
Messenger RNA from Penicillium vulpinum, 423 nucleotides. RefSeq lists its product as uncharacterized. Lineage: Eukaryota; Fungi; Ascomycota; Eurotiomycetes; Eurotiales; Aspergillaceae. The coding region runs from base 1 to 423 and encodes 140 amino acids. The record is from RefSeq and is a predicted model, not a curated record. The transcript has a single exon.